Messenger RNA from Dichomitus squalens LYAD-421 SS1, 1218 nucleotides. RefSeq lists its product as uncharacterized. The transcript is spliced from 2 exons. The annotation marks the transcript as partial. Lineage: Eukaryota; Fungi; Basidiomycota; Agaricomycetes; Polyporales; Polyporaceae. The record is from RefSeq and is a predicted model, not a curated record.
CUCGACGUCGACAUCCUCGACUACAUAUUCCAAAUCCUCCGGCCUGCUCGCGGCCUGCGCUCGCUAUCCUCCACUUGUCGAGGGCUGAGGACGCUCAGUAUGCCUGUACUGUUCAAGAGUUGUGUCGUAGAUGUUUCAAGACCCAUCACCAUCUCCCACUUUCUUCCGUCAUCUCUAUGGCCAUUCGUGAGCUCCCUUCAUAUUGUGGAUAAAUGCUCGGAUAUUCGAGCCAUGAGGUUCCAGGACGAUCUUCAUUACACUGUUGAUCCAUUGAUGUGCGGCGUCCUGGAUGGCGCUUUUUUAAAGGAUGCCCUACGGGAGAUGCCUCGGUUGCGUUCUGUACACGUCGGGUUUAUAUGGAGAGAGGACCAUGGCCUUGGCUGGAGUGUCAUUGACGCCAUCUUAUCCGUGUCUCAGAUACGCGAGUUCACGAUCAGGUCAUACCUGUUCUGUCCGCGAGAGGCUCCGGCACGUCGUGUCGUUCCUCUCAACCCUUCGGCUCACCUUACGACCUUCAAUUAUGCAAGAUACGCUUCUCGCUCUCAGCUUCAUGCAGACGUGCAGCGUGCCGCGUUGGGCGUCGUUAUUGGCAGCCUCAGGUCCUCCCUCGAACACCUCCGUCUCCCCAGCGACCUCUCUCCCAUCUCGACGUUCAGAUCUCUCUCUUGGACACGGCUGCGCGAGCUCAGACUGGAUGGUACCUAUCCGUCUAACAUCGAUGCGCCUUUGCUGGACAUCAUAUCAGGGAUGCCCCGAUUGCGCAGCCUUGCGCUUCUAUUUGCCUUGCCCAGGGAUAUGGAAAAGCGACCUUUGUGGCCGCCCAGAUGCACUCUGCAUUUCCCCUUUCCCGAGCUCGAGGAGCUGGUCGUCUCCUAUCCUGAUCCCGAAGACUACCUGUACUCGCAUCUACCUCCCUCCCUUCGACGCCUGUCGUUUCGGUGUUGUCCUCACCAUUGCCUACAUGUUUGGGAGCCAGCCUGUUGCAUGCGCUGGCACUCUCCCAUACUACCCGCGUCCGAUCUUCUUCGCAUUCUGUCGAGCAUCAAGGCCCCUGUGCUCCAGCAUCUCCAGUUGGAGUACGUCGCGGAUCACGCAGAUGCUGCACUGUUAGGCAGCAUUGCAGCUUCAUUUCCCAGGCUUUCUUCCCUAGAGAUCCAUCGCUUUCGACAGGUCGACAAUUCGAACGUGUCGAUCGUACGUACCUCGUGUCCUCAGUAA